Molecule: messenger RNA, 291 nt
Organism: Cotesia congregata
Lineage: Eukaryota; Metazoa; Arthropoda; Insecta; Hymenoptera; Braconidae
Source: the annotation of a GenBank genome assembly
AUGAAUCUAAAUUACACUUGGGAGAACAGCAAGAUAACAUUCGAUCACGUUGGUGUUGCUUAUCUGGCGUUGUUCCAAGUCGCGACCUUCGAGGGCUGGAUGGAAGUAAUGGAAGACGCGGUUGAUGCAAGGGGCGUCGACCUUCAACCUCAAAGGGAAGCUAAUCUAUGGGCUUACGUAUACUUUGUUAUUUUCAUCGUAUGCGGCUCAUUCUUUACUCUUAAUCUAUUCAUCGGAGUUAUCAUUGAUAAUUUUAAUAUGCUUAAAAAAAAGAAAUCACAAUACAUAUAA